GAGCCUGCACAUCCCAGCUCAGCAGCAAACAAUCGGUGUACUCGCAUCCAGAGAAUUUAAUCAUUUACAACAAAUUUGUGAGGAAAACAUGUAAAUUCUCAUCUUCUGCUGCAGUAUCAAGGUGCAUCGCGCACACACACGCGCGCGCGCGUUCACACUGAAGAAGAAGGAUGGAUGCGGGAUGGUCCGGUUCGUGUGACGCUCACACGACGGUGGCUGAUUCCACACACGUCGUCGCCAUGCGCAUGGAAUGACUGCAAGGUCUCGAGAUGGCGUUAAAAGGACCUGUUCAAGACAAGACCCAACCCGUUGCAUCGUUGCUUUUGUUCAGCGCGACGGCCGAGACGCAGUCGCGAGGAGCUGAGGACUCAAUGUAGGAACGUGUGCUUCGCUUGGAUUUCGGCUGCAAGUUAAAUCCAUCAGGACAGAGUAAUGUCAUCGGCACCUGUACACAGGAUCCUGCGACCACUUUUCCUGGGCACCUUCAUCUUAGGGUGCUUCGUGACUCUCUUUUUGAUGUAUUUUAAGCCGUCCACCGGCUGGCUGUCGGGUCCCGUGGAGUCCAACACAUCCAGCGAGCGCCUCAAGGGCGUCUUUUACGCCAAGAGCGACCGGAACGUGACCACGGUGCUCAUUUGGCUUUGGCCUUUUGGACAGACGUACGACUUAAACGUGUGCGCCUCUCUGUUCAACAUCGACUGCUUCGUCACGGCCGACCGAAACCUCUAUAACAAGUCGGAUGGCGUCCUCAUCCACCACCGUGACAUCUUCUCCGACUUGUCCAACCUGCCGCCGCUUCAGCGUCCGUCCUUUCAGAAGUGGAUCUGGAUGAACUUGGAGUCACCGUCACACUCGUCCCAGCUGGCCGGCAUCGAGAACCUCUUCAACCUGACGCUCAACUACCGCCGCGACGCCGACAUCGAAGUGCCUUACGGCUCUGUGGUGGCCGCAGAGAGCGAGGAUGACUUCGUCCCGCCCAGCAAGAACAAGCUGAUCUGCUGGAUCGUAAGCAACUGGAACCAGGAGCACGUGCGCGUCAAAUACUACAAUGAGCUCUAUAAGCACAUUGAGGUGCACGCGUACGGUCAGGCCUUCGGCGAGUACAUCGCAGAUCAGGACUACUUCCCCACCAUCGCCAGCUGCAAGUUCUACCUGGCGUUCGAGAACUCCAUUCACAAAGACUACAUCACUGAGAAAUUCUAUAACCCGUUGGGUGUUGGCACCGUACCCGUGGUGCUAGGCCCUUCACGGCAGAACUACGAGAACUUUGUCCAGGGGGACGCAUUCAUACACGUGGAUGACUUUGCGUCGCCCAAGGAGCUUGCCGACUACUUGCUGCUCCUGGACAAGAACGAAGAGAUGUACCUCAGAUACUUUGAGUGGAGGCGGCACUUUAAGGUGAAAAAGGCACAGUUCUGGGCUGAGCACACUUGCCUGGCCUGUGACUACAUACACAGGCACAGGGAAUACAAAACGGUCAAGAACUUGGACAAGUGGUUUUGGGGCUGAGUUGUGUCACCGAUCAAGGUUUUGUGACAUUUAAUCAUUGGCCUGCACAUUUUGUUUUUGUAUUGAUUCAGUGACCUAUUUUAUUUAAUGUGAACCAAUUUUUGAUAAGACUAUUUGCGUUUCCCUUGUCCCCGCAAAGUGACGCUUACGACUGCAUUUGGAAAUGGUUCUUGUGUGCAAGCCUCACAAUUUUUGGACCCGAUGCAACUCUCCUUCCUGUGAAAUGAUACCUAUUAACGUAUUGGCAGCCAUUGACACCAAAAGACCUUCAAUCCAUUUCAGCCAGGGGAGAGCUGGUAGUAAACGCACACUGCCAACCUUCCGAGCCAAUGGCAGUAAAUUAGUUAAUACGUUCACAGGUGUUUCUUAUCAAUCUUCGCACCCUAUGAACCUGAUCUUGAAUGAGACUUUUCAGGCUGUACUAGAGUGAGUUGUGGGUGGACAUCUCAAACAGGUAUACAGUGGUCCCUCGCCAUAAAACUGUCCACUUUUCGCGGUCUCACUGUACAGUGUAUCACAAAAGUGAGUACACCCUCCGCAUAUCUGCAGAUUUAAGUAUAUCUUUUCAUGGGGCAACACUGACAAAAUGACACUUUGACACAAUGAAAAGUAGAGGCGUGAGAAAUUUCCGAUUCUGAGAUUAUUCGAGAUUCGGCCGUGGAAGAUUCGAGAACAAUUCACAAAAACCCAAAUUCCAGGUAAACCAGACCUAAAACACAGCGCAGUCUUUGCAGACCAGGCUGCAGAAAGAAAUUACAGGGGGGCAUUACAUUUUUUUGGGGGGGGGGGGCAAACUUCUUCAACAUAAAUUUAGCCUGAACAGUGGUGUUUUUACCUGUUACAUUUUCUGAUGAUGGUGUCAGUCAGUGAAACUGCAGGAGUUGGCAGCGCUAUCCCUUCAUGUUGGCUUUCGGCCGCGUCUUUGUCAUGGCUUGAGUUCGUCUUUAGUUGCUUGAAAAAAACUCGGAUGUCCAUUCCAAUUUGAAUUAGCAACGGAGGAGCCGCUCAAUCGCUAUUUCUGUAACCGCAGCAAUCCCUAUCCAAUCGCAGUACCCAACCGCUGGCUGCUCCCCCCCCCUUAUCUGUGAUUGGCUAGAAAUUGCCUUCAUUCGCUGCUCAGAUUGGUUGAAUUGAAGACAGCUCAAGAUAGGAUUAAUAGAGCCUUGUUUUUCAACCUUUUCUGAGUCACGGGACGUUUUGACAUUGGAAAAAAUCUCACGGCACACCACACCAACAGGUUCCAAAAUUACUUUCUGUACAGUAUAUUUAAUUAUAAAAAUAAUUUCUCAGUAUUUAUACUUACUCAGUGUGAAACAUGAGCCUGUUAAGAUGAACACAAAGCCAACAAACUGGUGGAAUCUUCAACAGUUCUCGGUCCCUCUCUGUUUUUAUUUUUAAUUUUUUUUAGCAGUUAGGCUUGAAAAACUCAGAAUUAUCAGACGGGGACUUGAGCAAUGUCUUUAAGCACAUCAGGGCUGGUCAUCUCGCUGACAAUGGCUUUGCAGGCAGGUAGUAUUAACGUCUCUGCCACAGUUUGGGACUUUUUGGAUUUAGCAACAAAGUAACUGGCUUUCAGGGCUUUCUUAUUUACCUUUAUAGUUUUUCUCAAAAAAGUUGCCCAUUUCUCUGUUUUCACGAAGGUGAACAAAAUAGUCUAUCCACUUGUUCUGAAGCGACGGGCGUUCAUUCGGAUGAGUCGUUGAUGGCUUUCUCCACUUUAUUGUGGCAACAAUAAGAAAACCAAAUAAUAGCGGACUGUCGCCACAUUCGACCGCAAAGUUUUGCUUCUCGCUGAUCUCCUCCUCGCCUCCUACUACAGCGUCUCUUAAACGGAUCGUGCAUAGUGUCUUGUUAUGAGCUUUUUGUUUACAAAUGUAUCGAACACACGACGUGCUGACAACUUUGUUUCUUUAUCAACACAUGGAGCUAACAGUACGAACACAGCUUGGGGCUCUCGGCAGGAAGUGGCGUCUAAUGGCGUGAGGAAAUGUUUUUUUUUUCACACAAGCAAACAGAUUACAAAGCACCACUUCAAUGUUGUCCCGAGACUACAUUUCCCAUGAUUCACUGCGUGACCUGCGUGCUCGCUGAUUCGCUGCCAGACAUCAAAACCAACACGCUUGUUGUUACCUGUCAGCGGCUCUCGUACGUAAAACACAAACUAGAAGGCUAUCAAGCGAUCACUGUGAAAGAAACGCCGAACCGUACAAAUGCAAUGCAAUGCUCGAAGCAUGAAGGUGGAAAUACAUAAUACAAAUACAAAUAAAUGUGCACAAACUCACCGGCGGUGUGUGUCUCUUACGGCAAAGUGACUGUGAAUUACCGUGACGCCGACCCGCUUAUAUGCACAUCCACACCCCUUUCCCGAUUGACAGUGGAUUAACCCUUUCGGACAAGAUCGUAGAUGACGCACAAUUUAAACACGCUUAACCUAGCGAACGCAACAACAACGAUGAUCGGGGAUUGCCUUGAGUUAACUUUCGGCUAACGUCGCUAGCUUAUACUGUUCAUUCCACAACAGUCGGCAGCUCUGCUUUGACAAAGUCAUCAGUCAUCUAUCCAAAAAUCACACUUACUUUUUGGCAAAUCCUUGAUCAUAAGCAGACCUGUUAAGGAAGCAGGCAUCUUCGAAGUGUUUGCAGCAGAGAACACUACUCGAUGAUGGCGUGAAAUUCAUUCGCUUCGUGCGAACAAAAGAUGUCCAUUUACGUGCCCUGCUAUCCUUUGGCCACUCAUACAACUUUUCGUUUGAGUGACAACAAAACAUCGCCACACACCGCCGUGGCAUCUUACCGAGAAGCAAUGCAACAAACAAUACUGUUCUAUGGCGGACUUCCCUCGCACUUCCCGGUGUGACGUAAUUUCCGAUGAUAUCCGAAGAUUGCCGAAGAAAAGCAUUUUCGUUGUCAAGGGCGUUGCUAUGGGUUAAACAAAGAAUCUGGAAGAGAUGCGUUAAAAAAAAUAAUGAAAAUAUGCUUAUACUUGUUUAGCCAUUGAUAUUAUUCAAAAACAUGGUUGGCCAACCUUAGUUCAUAUUUCCGCUUUCAAGCUACCACAAGAAAACACAAUGCUUAAAAGUAUGAGAGGGAAACACAUGCAAAAAGUAUUUUGAGGAAAUGAAAAAGUAAUAAAAGACAAUAAAAACACAAAUAGUAAGUACUCGUGCGCAUGUGUUGGCCGUCUCGCCAUGUAGAAGGAAUUGCAGAACACCGGUAGUGUUCGUCUAGUGACAGUGACAAACUAUGUCAUCACCCCGAGCGUCCAUUGCGCGCAUAAAACAUGGCGCCUUCCGAAGGUCAAACCGUGUACUAAAUAUUAUAGAUUUUUGAAUCAAUGGCAAUAUUUUAUGUGUUUCUAAUAACAUAUUUUAUUAAAAGAGAACAAAUGGGGCUUGUUAGAGCCUACAAAUCUUUAAGUCCGAGGUUCCCUUUAAUAAAUAAUAACAAGAAAAACAUAUUGGGAUAUGUUGAACUACUACAUUCCUAAAUGUCCUUCAUUCCUUUUUAUUCUUGUUUCAUGUGUUGUGCAAAUGAAAUCUCGCGGGUUAUUCUUGCAACGUUAUCCUCGCAAUACAUGAGGGAUCACUGUAUUUUGAACAGUAUUAAUAAGCUUACCAAAAAUGAUGAGUUUUUGGCUGUGUCAAGGUCCCCCAAAAUGCCAUUUGCUUGCUACGUGGAAAAAGAACGAUAUCUGUAAGUUUG
Corythoichthys intestinalis (scribbled pipefish) is the source of this 5210-nucleotide messenger RNA. It is a transcript of the gene fut9a, whose product is annotated as fucosyltransferase 9a. Lineage: Eukaryota; Metazoa; Chordata; Actinopteri; Syngnathiformes; Syngnathidae. The transcript is spliced from 3 exons. Gene Ontology annotation, molecular function: alpha-(1->3)-fucosyltransferase activity. Gene Ontology annotation, cellular component: membrane. The record is from RefSeq and is a predicted model, not a curated record. The coding region runs from base 433 to 1509 and encodes 358 amino acids.